UCAACGUCUCUUCACUCGCAAUCUGUGCGGCCAUUUUAUUGCCACCAUUUACUAUCGUUUCCCCCUAACCAUAGCUGCCAUCGCAACCAAAAUAUAGGAGACAAUCUCAACACCGUCUCUACCAAGAAAUAUAGAGCAACAAAUAUUAUCAUAAUAUACAAAUAAUUUUCAUGCCACAAUUCCAGUCGACGUAUGCAUGCCUGAUCAGCUGCUAGCUGUCUAGCUAGUACGCUACACCGCCAUUACUAGCUAGCUACUGACGAUUUCUCAUGGCUACUGCCUACUUGAAAAGUCAGCGUUUCAUCUCUUCGGGCUGGUUGAUUCAACAAGAGUUCUUCUUACAACAAUUGCUUCGCUUAACCUGUGAAAGCAAUGACAAUUGCAUUAAUGAAGAAAGGCUCAUCAUAGACCAAGUGUUGGCCCAUUACUGUGCAUAUUACGUAGCCAAAUCAAAAGUUACACAGGAGAACGUUUUCCUAGUGUUAUCCCCUACUUGGUUCACACCCUUGGAGCGAACGUAUCUGUGGAUAGCAGGGUUUCGACCAGGACUAGCAUUUAGACUGGUGAACAAGAAUGUCUUGGACUUGUCGCGGAAUCAGUCUCUGAUGCUGAAUGAGUUAUUGGAGGAGAUUAAGGUCGAGGAGAAACAACUUACUGAUGAAUUCACCAGGGUUCAACAAACCAUGGCAUUAGAAACAAUGAUUUUGCUACUGAGGGAGGAGGGGCUACUGGAGAACGGGAGGUUGACAGAACCAAAUAGGGCAAUUGAUAGGUUGAGGUUGGCAAUGGAGACACUAGUUGAAUGUGCAGAUUAUCUGAGGGGGAAGACUGUAUUGAGGAUUGUGGAUAUCCUAAGUGCAACUCAAACCGUGAGAUUCUUGGCUGCUGCUACCCAGCUUCAUCUCAGGAUUCGAAGUUUGGCCCUGCAAAGUGAAGCUAAUUAGCAUCGUAUGUAAUCCUUGUUUAUGAGCUGAUAACAUGCUAUUAAAUAAUUGUGCGUUAUUCGUGUUUUGUUGUAAGAUUAAACUACAAGAAAAAAAAAUACUACCAAAAAGAGUUGGUGGCGUCCAGUAUUGUUGGAAGUUUACUAGUAAUUAAUGAGGAAAUUAUU
Messenger RNA from Nicotiana attenuata, 1111 nucleotides. Its product is annotated as protein DOG1-like 4. Lineage: Eukaryota; Viridiplantae; Streptophyta; Magnoliopsida; Solanales; Solanaceae. The transcript is spliced from 3 exons. The coding region runs from base 270 to 944 and encodes 224 amino acids. Gene Ontology annotation, molecular function: sequence-specific DNA binding. The record is from RefSeq and is a predicted model, not a curated record. Gene Ontology annotation, biological process: DNA-templated transcription.